UCUCAUUUGCUCCGGGCCCCUGUCAGUGUUCGCCACGAUUUCGCCGUUGUUAUUGCUGUAGUUGUGUUUGAGAAAUGUUGCAGUUGUUCUCGGAAUUAUUGUGUAGUGCUGUUGUUUAUCGUUGCGAAGCCUGAACGACGCAGGAAUACUUUACGUACGCGAGCUAUCGAUAAGGUGAGCCUCGUGGCGACUUGUGGAAUCUGCGUGCGCAGCGGAUUCCAAUCGCACGCGCCUAUUCCAUUUCAACCGAACAGAAUUGUGUGCUCAGCUUCACCAUCCUACGCAAAAUGGCUUAAAGCGGCGCCAUUUUGAUUAAGUUGAUUGUCACACUCGUUGUACACCUGUGAUAAGCGGUGUGGGAAGCAAAACGGGUGCACUGGUAUCAGGUGUUCGGUGGCUCGGGAUAGCCCUGCUGCUCGUUGUAUUCGGAACAGCCCUGCGGAUUAGGCCAGAGUAAUGUGGAAGUGUCACAAAUGUGGCAAACCGGUCUUUUUCGCGGAACGUAAACAGUCGCUCGGCUAUGAUUGGCAUCCCGAAUGUUUGCGGUGCGAAGAGUGUGGCAAGCGGCUAAAUCCGGGCCAGCACGCCGAGCAUAAAGGAGUACCUUAUUGCCAUGUGCCAUGCUAUGGGGCCCUCUUUGGCCCUCAGUUAUUCGGUCACGGUACACGCGUUGAGUCUCAUAAGAGUUAUGGUCAGCCCGAUCAGAAAAAACAGGCAGCUCUGCGCUCACCGGCUGGGCCUUCGGUACCACGAAAUCAUCUGGAGUCAAGACUACGUAGCUACAACCAAUUCCAUACGAACAAAAGUCUGGAGAUACGGAGUCGCGAGGUGAACGGCCGAUUAGUGCUCGAAGGUGCGCUGCGCAUCUAUUGGGGCGUACAGGGUAUGAUCCACUUAAAAGAGGAUGACGACCAGCGUACUGUCGUGACUGUGCGAAAGAGAAACUCCUAUCGCCAGAGCAAUUCUGUAUCAUUGGUGGACGAGAAAGAAAACAUAUUCCCAGUCGCCACGACGACGCCACUGUCUGCUAACAACGAACGUGCAACAACGGUCGCGGAGACGAACAGCUCAUGUAAUUAUACCGAGCCUGAUAGCACCAACGAUACAACGACCAUCUCUGAGAGCAUUUCGUACGACACAUUGAGCCUUUCUUCCGAAUUAAUUUCAAUCGAUUCAAAGCCCAAUUCGGGCGAGUCUUCGAAGGAAGCCUCUCCAUGUCAUGGCGCGAACAACAAGUUUAUCACACUACCCUCCAAGCUUUCCGAGGUUAAGCAGCUCACAUGGGAUGAGUUCGAUGAUUUGCUGCAAGUGGAGCGGCGUAUGGAUGAUAGCGAAAAGCUGUAUCGUACGAUGCCGUCCCCAAUGCCGGCACGUACCGCUGAUAUGGAAUCUGAAGCAGAGGCUAGCUUUGCGAGUGAAAGUGUAACCACUGAUACAAUCACAGACUACAAGACAUUAACGCCAAAUGUAGCCGAUUCCGGCGAUAGCAGCGGUGGGUCAGUGACACUGGCAACAAACGAAUCUCGGUCGGCAGUGAAUGAUGUCGAAACCAGGACUGAUGUAACGACGACUUCCAAUGAAGGAGAGGACAACUUCCAGACGCCGGAAGCAACGCUACGGUCACAUGAUUUCGAAGCUUUCAAGAGACAGAUCAAUCGCGAAUUCAUGGAUGGCACGGCCGAUUUGAAAACUACCCACGGCACAUUAAAACAUAAUCAACCAAUAGACCCAGCACGCAUUAAUGAUUCCCUGAAGUUAUACAACGAUGGUGUGAUGCAUUGUAGCCUUUCUGAUGAACAGGUUCGGAAUGAUAAUUCUCCUGUUGGUAACGCAGCCUGCAGCAGUUCGUCCAUUGCCAGGAGAGAAAAUCUGUCUGUGGAUCGAUCUAAACGAUAUAUAGAAAAUACACCACAACUAAAAGUUCCAAUUCCUUCGCUGUCGGAGGCUGGUUCAUCCGAUGGUGGUGUAACUGCCGGUAGCGAAGCCUUUAGUACCUCUCCUGUAACCACUGACACAGACUCAUGGACCGCUGAUCGCGGUUUAUUGCGUUCUAGGUCAGCUGGACUGCAAUAUUCCGGCAACAGUUUCGUUGAUAGCGACGAUGAUGACGUUAGAUGUCAGCGUGACGAUGAUGAAAAAGAUACUGACGAAUCCAUUGGUGUUGGUUCGGAAACUGUGAAACCGUCUGUUCGAACGACCAAUUCAAUUCGCAUACGGAUGGAUUGUUACGACGAGCUGGAAAGCUGUGUCGCUCGUUCAACCAUACCAUCCGUGACAUCAACAGUGUCGUCAGAGUACAGUGCCACGAUCAAUGACCACGCCGUUACCGACGAUGGUGUUGUGUUGCGCAAACCACCUAAAACGGGAUCAACUGCAAUCAAGCGCCGAUCAGGCAACAGAAGAUCCAGGACGAAGCUGAAGCGUCGUUGUUCAAUCAAUGGCCACUUCUAUAAUCGAGAAACGUCAUUCUUCACUCCACCAUAUGGUUCACAGAUGAAUGUCUGGGUCUCCUCAUUGGUGAGCACGCAAGAGGUUAUAAAUUUACUGUUGGAAAAGUAUAAAGUUGAAUCAAAGGCGGAAAAUUUUGCACUGUUUAUUGUGCGAGAUAAUGGCGAGCAAAAAAAGCUUCGGGACGACGAUUAUCCUCUUGUGACGCGCGUGGUACUCGGACCACACGAGGACAUCGCUCGCAUAUUUCUGAUGGAUGGGCAGCAAACUCAAGAAAUAAGCAGCGAAGUGGCUCAGUUUUUGAAUCUCUCCAUACCAGAAUGUAGAGCUAUUCUCGACCGCUAUCACGAAGAAGAGCAGCGAGAAUUGCACCGGAUACGCUUUAAGUAUGCUGAGUUGCGGAAGCGUAUUAAUCAGCGAAUGGAGUCAUUGAAAGUACGGUUGUAGAUAAAUUUGUAAACAAAAUACUGGCAAGUUAGUAGGAACAUAGUUUCUUCAGGAAGUAUUUUCGCUUCACGAUAAAAAAUAAAUACUGCGUUAGCCCCCCUUGAUUAACGUAUACAUUAGUUAGUCAAGCCAAUCAAUCAGCUAAUAAACAUGCGUACAAAACUGUUGUAUUUCUCA
This is a messenger RNA of Anopheles aquasalis, 3072 nucleotides long. It is a transcript of the gene Rassf, whose product is annotated as Ras association family member. Gene Ontology annotation, biological process: signal transduction. The record is from RefSeq and is a predicted model, not a curated record. NCBI's taxonomy places the organism in Eukaryota, Metazoa, Arthropoda, Insecta, Diptera, Culicidae.